Messenger RNA from Trichobilharzia regenti, 2507 nucleotides. The record is from the annotation of a GenBank genome assembly. Lineage: Eukaryota; Metazoa; Platyhelminthes; Trematoda; Strigeidida; Schistosomatidae.
CCAAGAUAUAUAUUUAGAACCAAAACCAGCCGUUAGACGAACGCUUAGCUAGCUAGUGAUCGUGCACGUGACACGACGGGGUACCAAAUGGCGGGGAUGCUUGACCGGAAGCCUUCAGCUAAACAAGUCGACUUAAACAGUGGUGGUCAGCAUCCAAUGAGUGAUUGCUGUGGUCAAUAAUUUUGGGGAAUAAUUCGCCGCUACAUAUUUUUGUGUGGAGUUUUCAAAUAUAGAAGUGCUAUUCAGAAAUUAUCUCACGCGAUAACACAUACGGCCUUGACUGAUAGACUUGCUUCUUUUUUCAAAUUGGUGUGGCCUAAAAUUGACGCUGAUCCAUGAAGUCUUUGAUUGAUUUUUUAACGGAAUCCAUAAUUCUACUUGAAUACUUGGAUAUCGGAAACUGCUUACAGAUUUGUUAAAGUGACUAGAAUUUGUCUUCAGUGAUGGGGAUUUUGUUGUACUCCAAUACAUGCGUUCUCCUAUUGUGGUAUUGAUACAUUUCCUGUCAUGUGUGCUGUGAAAACUGGCUAUGUGGCCUGACGCACGCGUUAGUAAAAGUCCUGCGUUGUUACGGUAGUCAAUCAUCAUUACGUGCCUUGGCGGAGUUGUCUAUUCAUGUUUUUAUCAUUAUUUUCAAUUUUAGAGCCUUGUUUCGAUAGAGUGAAUUAUCGCUGCCCUAUCUUCAGGUCUCCUUACAAGAAACCCACAGAGUUCACUUAAUCCGUCAGUUGGAUUUUAACAUAGUUCUCUCGUGUGUAUAUUGGCAACGGGUAUAAAAUGAGCAUAUGCAAGCUGGCGACAGAAUUUGCUAUUUCAAAUGGGAUUCUGAAACAGGUUGAUGGAAAUCCAUCCAUAUUAUCAUGUACCUUGUCACCAUCUCCUAUGCCGGAAUUAUUGCUUCGCAAAGCACAAGGAAUUCAGUGUGACUUCAAUUUACUUUAUCACAAAGCCGCGAUGGAUCAUGAAUUUUUGGAAAUGGUGUUAAAACCUAUUCUUCCCGUAGAUCCAUAUCUUCGAUCUUUAUGGGAUGUUUAUUUACGUACUAGAGGUAGCGAAAACAGACAGAAAAUAGUUUUAGGACUUAAUCGAUCUGAUUAUAUGUUACAUCUUCAUGAAGAUUUAUGUGAUACAAAGAAAAAAUUCAUUACACAUCGACUACGAAACACAAAGGUGGCUGCAGAGUAUGAAAUAGAAACUCAGGACGGAGUUUGGGAUGGCUUGUCCCUGCGUCAGGUUGAAUUCAAUAUGAUCGCAUCAAGCUUUGGUGGCCUAUUGCAGCGCCUUAUUCCACAGCAUCGCAUCUCCUUGUCUCUUCAGGGUUUAUCCAAGAACUUAGCUACUCGUGUGCCCGACUGCUUUCCUGCUGACAGGUUUUCUGAAGCCUUGAUAUCUGCAUGUAGAAUGUAUGUCGAAGAUUGUUCUAGAAGGAAAUUAGUCCCAACUAAAGUAUCCAUCCUCGUUGUAGUCGGUGAAAAUGAAGGAAAUAUCUAUGAUCAUCGAGCUUUAAUUGGUCAACUGUUGUUGAGAAAUCCUGAUAUUGGUGUUUUGUAUCGUUCGUUUAAUUCUCUGAAAACUGAGCUAAAGUUGGAUUCGGAUUUCCGUUUAUUUGUAAAUGACGAAGAAAUAGCUGUUGUAUAUUUCAGAACUGGGUAUACUCCAGAUGCUUUUCCUGAUAAUGAAACAUGGGAUGUGAAAUAUCAACUUGAGAAAUCUUUAGCUAUUAAAUGUCCAUGCAUACAGUAUAUGCUUGCAAAUACGAAAAUUAUCCAAGCCGCUUUAUCUAAACCAAAAUAUUUGUCAAGAUUUUUUCAACCUAACAGUUCAAGUUAUCAGAAUGUUUUAUCUACUUUUGCCAAUCAAUAUACCUUAGACGCAGAGAUCGGAAUAUCUGACUCAACAGAAAUUCAACAAGUUAUUAAUGAGUGUAUGCUGAAACCAGAAAAUUAUGUCUUAAAACCACAAAGAGAAGGUGGAGGAAAUAACUAUUUUGGAGAGCAACUUGUACAAAAGUUGAAGUCGAUUAUGAAUCAUCAUGAGAGAAAAGAUUACGUACUUAUGGAACGCAUACGUCCUUAUGUUUUUGAGAACCAAGUGUUAAAUUCGUUUUCAAAAUGUAAUGAACCAAAAGUUCAAGAAAUGGUAACUGAAUUGGGUAUUUUUGGUGCUAUUCUAGUGUGUGAUGACGAAAUUCACCUGAACGAGUUUUCUGGUCAUCUUCUACGUUCAAAACCAAUAGAAUGUAAUGAAGGUGGGAUAGUGGCGGGAUUCGGUUGCCUGGAUUCACCGUUUAUCACAUGAUUCAGCUGAAAUCAAAUGUCGUUUUCUGCAGACAUUAUUUAUACGCGGUUCCUAAUUGCAUAUCUUUGUAAUUUAAAAAUGCUGUGUCUGAUUUUAAAUUAUCGAUUUUAAGACUACUGUUUAGAAGCUAUUUUACAAAAGGUAUAUCUUUAAAUAUCACUAAGUAAAUUGAUAAGGAUUCGUUUAGUAUUAUCUUGGAUAUUUAUAUU